AGAUUUUUUUCUUCUAGGAAUCAGAAUUAUGAAACACAAGCAUUUCCUUCCCCCCAGGAUGAGAUGACGUGUGUUCCCCUCCACAUAAAUUGGGGCGAUAUCAAAAGAAAAAGGAUCAGAGAUGUCACAAGGCGAAGAUGCCGUCGGCAGCUACGAGAAAUGGGAUUUUGCUGAGGGGACGGAGUUGGAGAAGGAAGAGCAGAGGAAACCUAAAGGAGAAAAUACCCGUUGGGGAGCAAGUUAUUUGGGGCUGCCUCACCCCAUUUCACCCCCGGCAAUGCUGUCCAUCCUAGCCUUGUCUCCCGAGAGAGCUGUUGUGCUGCUGUACGUGCUUCUGGCCCUCACCUUCGUGCUCUUCAUGGCUCUCACCAUUGUGAACCUCCAGAGAGCCUGUGAACUCUCCAGGGCUGGAUCCGGAGUGAAGGCAAGUGCUCUCCUCUUCUCCUCUCCAGUAUCCACGGUGUGGGAGGUGUUGGAACAAGCCCGGAUACGGAGUGAGAACAGCCACAUGACGGCAUGGCACAACCUCUCGGAGGUCCAGCGCGCCCUCGAUAAACAGCUCUCUGGUGAGCUCAAGGCGAUUCACAGCCAACUUCUGAAUGUGUCGCAAGAAGUGGAGAACGUGCGGUGGAAGAUGACGCAGUGCGAAGAGGAGUGCGGGAAGGAGCUGUCGGAUCGCCUCCGUGUCCUGGAGGAAAGGGACGGUCUGGAGCCAGUGCUGCGGCAGCUGGCAGAGGUGAAGCAGGAGCAGAGCCGCGCAUCGGCGCUCCUUGACGCGGCGCUGGAGGAGACACGCAACCUCUCAGAAAUUAUCUGCACGAGGUGUCCCGCCGGCUGGCAGCAGUUUGCCAAAACCUGCUAUUUCUUCUCCUCCACCACCAAACCUUGGCUGGCCGCUAAAGACUUCUGCACCAACUUCGAUAGCCAUCUGGCCAUCGUCAACACCGAGCAGGAAAAUAAAUUUCUGGCAAAUCACAUCAUGGACACUCGGGUGUUUUGGCUGGGCCUGACCGACAUGCACACAGAAGGCAACUGGCAGUGGGUGGACGGCCGCAUCCUCUCUCUCUCGUUCUGGAACAGCGGGGAACCCAACAACGUGGGCCACCAGGGCGAGGACUGUGCCACCAUCUAUUCCAGCGGCCACUGGAACGACGCUACCUGUUCCAACGCCGAGGCCUGGGUCUGUGAGCGCAGCUGCUAGUGGCUCCCCUCCCCGGGCCGCCUGCUUACCUUGCCGGGGCUUAAAAAACGGGAGAAAAAACAGUAAAAAUCUGGCAAAACCAAGCACAGGGUGAAAACACGAGACUCGGGGGGGGAAAAAGGUAUCCAAAAAUGGGUACCUCCACUUCCCAAAAGCGGGGUGCGCUGCCUGAGGUGGACACAGCGCUGUGGCGGAAGGGUUAAAUGGUUUGAGAGGGUCACUUUUGGGGGGAGGUGAGGGGGUGGGUUUAGAGAUUUUUGGGAUAUUUGUUAACAUUUUUUGAGCUGUUUACCUGUUGUGCCGAGGCUCAACGUAUCGCUUGCCUUGUUAAUCAGGAAAAACCACCUCAUAAAUAAAGUGCUUCAAUUGUGA
Harpia harpyja (harpy eagle) is the source of this 1573-nucleotide messenger RNA. RefSeq names its product low affinity immunoglobulin epsilon Fc receptor-like. Bases 122 to 1201 code for a protein of 359 amino acids. The record is from RefSeq and is a predicted model, not a curated record. The transcript has 9 exons. NCBI's taxonomy places the organism in Eukaryota, Metazoa, Chordata, Aves, Accipitriformes, Accipitridae.